Messenger RNA from Columba livia (rock pigeon), 799 nucleotides. RefSeq names its product protein phosphatase 4 catalytic subunit (gene PPP4C). Bases 155 to 784 code for a protein of 209 amino acids. Gene Ontology annotation, cellular component: cytoplasm; nucleus. The record is from RefSeq and is a predicted model, not a curated record. NCBI's taxonomy places the organism in Eukaryota, Metazoa, Chordata, Aves, Columbiformes, Columbidae. Gene Ontology annotation, molecular function: protein serine/threonine phosphatase activity. Gene Ontology annotation, biological process: double-strand break repair via homologous recombination. The transcript is spliced from 7 exons.
CCCACACCCCCUCCACCCCCACCCCCUGCCAUUGCGUCACUUCCCCCCGCCGCCGUCCGGCGCGCUUCCGCUUCCGGCGUGGCCCGGCCGGGCAGUGACGCUCAGCGCUGGCGGAAGCUCCGGCCGCGCGGCGGUGGAUGGGGGAGCCGCAGGCAUGGGGGAGCUGAGCGACCUGGACCGGCAGAUCGAGCAGCUGCGGCGCUGCGAGCUCAUCAAGGAGAGCGAGGUGAAGGCGCUGUGCGCCAAGGCCAGGGAGAUCCUGGUGGAGGAGAGCAACGUGCAGAGGGUGGACUCGCCCGUCACGGUGUGUGGGGACAUUCACGGCCAGUUCUAUGACCUCAAGGAGCUGUUCAGGGUGGGGGGCGACGUGCCCGAGACCAACUACCUGUUCAUGGGCGACUUCGUGGACCGCGGCUUCUACAGCGUGGAGACCUUCCUGCUGCUGCUGGCGCUCAAGGUGCGCUACCCCGACCGCAUCACGCUGAUCCGCGGGAACCACGAGAGCCGGCAGAUCACGCAGGUGUACGGCUUCUACGACGAGUGCCUGCGCAAGUACGGCUCCGUCACCGUGUGGCGCUACUGCACCGAGAUCUUCGACUACCUCAGCCUGUCCGCCAUCAUCGACGGCAAGAUCUUCUGCGUGCACGGGGGGCUGUCGCCGUCCAUCCAGACGCUGGACCAGAUCCGCACCAUCGACCGCAAGCAGGAGGUGCCGCACGACGGGCCCAUGUGCGACCUGCUCUGGUCCGACCCCGAAGGUGAGCCGUUAAUUACCUUCAAUUAAUCAUUAAUUACAUAA